AAGAAUCUGACCCCUGGGCUGACGUACAGGGCAACUGUUAGGGCUGUCACUACUGUUGGCCAAGGAGAAGCUUCCCCGGUGCUCUACACUGUUAUGGCUGAGCCUCCGGAUCCUCCAAUCAAUGUGAAGAUAGAAUGGGCUACUCCAACGGGCGGUGUUGAUUUGUAUUGGACCGCUCCGACUUACACUGGUCAUAGCCCCGUCACGAGUUAUAUAAUCCAGUAUCGCUCAGUUGGCGAGAGCUCUGAGUUCUUCACCAUUCCGCGCUACCCAAGUGGCGUGGAGCAAGGGCCGUAUCGACUUGAUGAAAGCGAUAAUCUAACACGAAGCCAAGAGUUCGAGUUCCGUAUGGCUAGUGUGAACACUGCUGGACAAAGUCAGUGGAGCGAA
This is a messenger RNA of Perkinsus marinus ATCC 50983, 390 nucleotides long. Its product is annotated as factor for adipocyte differentiation, putative. The transcript has a single exon. NCBI's taxonomy places the organism in Eukaryota, Perkinsozoa, Perkinsida, Perkinsidae. Gene Ontology annotation, molecular function: protein binding. The annotation marks the transcript as partial. The record is from RefSeq and is a predicted model, not a curated record.